AUGCGUUUUGAUCCCGAAAUGCUCAUCGAAAAGCUUGAAGCUGCCAAGGAGAAGAUCGAAAAAGAAAACCAAGAGGCAAUCGAUGUAUACAGACGACUGGCCAAGCUUCCACAACGCUGCCGAGUUGAUUUGGGAAUGAUCAUCGAGAACGUCAAGAAAAAUCAAACCAAGAAAGCUGAUGUUGGAUGCUGCAAAUGCGCCACUCGGGUGCUCACCCAGAAGAAGGAAAAUCUCCAGAUUCUCGCGACCAAAGAGUGCCCCUGUUCUCUUCGUCGAAGUUUUUCAAGAAAACCAAAUACUCUCGAACAUUUGAGGAGAUGCAAGUAUUUGUGGGAGUCUAGUGACUCAACUGGCCUCUCCGGAUUAUACUGUAUCAACAGAGCAGACAUUGGAAGCUGUAAGAACUUAGCAUCGCCGAUCACCUUCUUCGUUUUGCUAGAGAUCGACACAUAUUUCGAUUUGUCCCCUACUCUUGUUGUCCAACAUGUCGCUCAAAUCGGUGCUUUUCACAUCCUUUUAUCAGCGGAGUGGGAAAAUUAUGCGAUCGAUUUCACGAAAAAGAACGAGCGUAACGAGUCGAUAUUCAAGUCAUUGUUUUCCUCUGUGUACAAUAUAGAUGCAGAUCAGUUGAAAAUGCUCGAAGAAUGUUUUGAGGUGCUUUUAGCUAGAUUUGAAAAGUCAACUCCUCACAUGGUGUCCUGCAUUCUCGAAGAGCCCGACUACAAUGGAGAAACUAUAUUUUAUCAUUCUUCCCGGGUUUCUGAGAGAAUCUCCAAAAUUUUGCUGAAAAAACGAACUCUCAAAUUCAAUUUCGUCCGCGAAUUUACGACGCCUAGUUUCAAGUUUGGCAAUUUGACGAAAAAGAUGCUAAGAAGAGGCAUCAGUCCGUUCGUUGUAGAUUCGAAUGGAAUCCGACAAUACGAAGAAUUCAGAGAUAAUUUUCAAGGAAUUAAGUCAGACUUAUUGGGAGCAAAUGGUGUACAUUCAUUUUACUACUCGUCAGUCGAAUCGAAAUGUACUUCGUUCUGCAGUUCGUCAUGUAAAGAUGGUGCUCUAGCAUUCGAGUUGCAAGCUGGAGCCAAGAUAAAGGAGACUCCCAGCAACUUAGUCUUUAAAAAUUCCGCCUCAAUCGUGCUCAGAGGAACUUGGCAUGGAGAACCAGCGGCAUUUAAACAUAUUUUGAAACGGAUUGAAAUUUUAAUUUCUAAUCAGUCCCAACUUGGGACUUCCAAGUAUUAA
Molecule: messenger RNA, 1239 nt
Organism: Oikopleura dioica
Lineage: Eukaryota; Metazoa; Chordata; Appendicularia; Copelata; Oikopleuridae
Source: the annotation of a GenBank genome assembly